AAAAGAUUUAAUUUAUUUUGAAUUAUUCAAUAAGAUGACAUUCAUAGUAAAAACCAGGAAGGUACUCUUAAACAAACUUUUGAACAGAAGACAAUUAGUAAUGUGAUCAAUUAACUUUAGAGUGUUGAAUUACUCCAUCCAAAUAAGCCAACUCCUUCAUAAGAAUCAGUUGUUAAGGAAUUAGCAAGCAAAUAUAAGGCAGAUGAAAGAAAUGUUGUAGUCUAUGGUCUUAAAACAACAUUCGGAGGUAAUAGAACAACUGGAUUUGCUUUGAUCUACGAUACAUAAUAGUAUUGAGUUUACAAUUAAUAUAGAUAUCUUCUUAAAUUUGAACCAAAAUUCAGAUUGAGAAGAAGAGGUAUCAUUCCAAAAAGAGAUGGUAGCAGAAAAGGAUGGAAAGAAGUCAAGUCUAAGUUAAAGAAAACAAGGGGUUCUGAAAAAACAAAGAUUUACAUGUCAAGAAAGACAGAUAAGAGAGAAGUCAUCAGAGCUUAAAAGGAAACUUACCUUAAAGGUUUUGUUGGAAAAUGAGUGCAUUUAUACCACAUUUAAUAGUACAUUAUAAAUAAAUAUAAAUAUUUU
This is a messenger RNA of Paramecium primaurelia, 582 nucleotides long. Lineage: Eukaryota; Ciliophora; Oligohymenophorea; Peniculida; Parameciidae. The record is from the annotation of a GenBank genome assembly.